Messenger RNA from Geodia barretti, 948 nucleotides. Lineage: Eukaryota; Metazoa; Porifera; Demospongiae; Tetractinellida; Geodiidae. The record is from the annotation of a GenBank genome assembly.
AUGUCAGCGGCGAUUCGGGUAGAAGGUCUGGUAAAACGCUACGGCUCCUUUACGGCGGUGAAUGACAUUUCAUUCGACGUUAAAGAAGGCGAAAUUUUUGGCAUAUUGGGCCCAAACGGUGCCGGCAAGACAACCACUCUCGAGAUAAUCGAAGGCCUGCAAAAACCAACCGCCGGAAAUGUAAACGUCCUGGGCGGCGAUGUUCUGAGGGAAGCUAACCGGAUUAAAUCCCGCAUUGGUAUCCAGCUACAGGCCUCUGCUUACUUCAAUUACCUCUCUCUCCUGGAAAUCCUGCGGCUCCUGGCGAGCUUCUACCCCAAGAGCGCUAACGCUAACGAACUUCUCAAUGUGGUGGGGUUGGAAGACAAAGGGAAGAGCCGCAUUGACCAACUCUCCAUCGGCCAAAGGCAGCGUUUCACCGUGGCGGCCAGCCUGAUCAAUGAUCCGGAACUGGUCAUACUAGAUGAACCUACUACCGGGCUGGACCCGCAAGCCCGUCACAACCUGUGGGAUCUUAUCCGCGACAUCAACCACCGAAAAGUUACCGUUGUCCUGACCACCCAUUACAUGGAAGAAGCGGAGUCACUGUGCCAGCGAUUGGCCAUAAUGGACCAGGGGAGGAUUAUUGCCAUUGACUCUCCCUCCAACCUGAUCAGCCAGAUUGAAACAACCUACACUAUAAAACUAGUAACAUCGAACCCCCUCACCGUGAAACAACAGAGCACUCUUCAAAAGGGAGCGACCUUUCAGGAAGUGGAGAUAGAUCCCGACAGUCAGCCGCUGGCAGGCAAUCCCUACGUUCUUCGACUGGACAAGACUUCGGAAGCCCUCAAUGACACCCUGGAUGGGAUAGUCAGCAGCGGGAUUUCCCUGAAACACCUUGAGAUACUCCCCGCCACCCUUGAGGACGUGUUCCUGGAACUCACCGGCAACGAAUUGCGGGAGUAA